AAAAAAAAAAUGUAUACAAGUGUAUUGGUGCAUAAAAUUUUGCAGGAUAUGCAGUGAAAAAUUUGUCAGCAGGCUCCAGAAAAAUUAGUAGAAGAAAGUUGAAGUUCGAAAAACGCAACGACGGACGAGAAGAAGAACCGUUAAAGAUACAUUUCAGGGCAACUGUUGCAUUACCACUGCUAGCGACGGCCAAAAGUAGCCGCACCGCAGACAGUCUCUAGCAAAUCGCUCGCAAAUCUACAGCGCAAAACCAAAGCCAAUCGAGAAAGCAAGCAAACAGCAUGUCUUCGGUUACACAGCAUACGGGCAAUCAGCCGGUGGCGCAGCAAAAUGGUAAACAACAGCCAACGGCUGGUGGCGCUGUCACCGCCACCAACAAUAACACACAUGAAAAAGUGGGCGGCAAUAAUGGAGCAGCGGGCAAUGGUGCCGGCGGCGCAAACUCGAAUACGGAAUCCUCCCAACAAAGCCCCACCAAAAAGACAAGUCUAUCGACUAAGGAGCGCGUCAUUGACAGCGUCCCCUUUCCGCCGAGCCGCAAGCUAACAGCGGCCGAUGUAUUUGACGCACGCACUGGCAAGCCACAUCAUGACGUACUUAAGCAGCACUUCAUACUUGAGGGACGCAUCGAAGA
Molecule: messenger RNA, 634 nt
Organism: Rhagoletis pomonella (apple maggot)
Lineage: Eukaryota; Metazoa; Arthropoda; Insecta; Diptera; Tephritidae
Product: serine/threonine-protein phosphatase 2B catalytic subunit 3-like
Biological process (GO): calcineurin-mediated signaling
Cellular component (GO): cytoplasm; calcineurin complex
Molecular function (GO): calmodulin binding; calmodulin-dependent protein phosphatase activity
Source: RefSeq, a predicted model, not a curated record